Messenger RNA from Raphanus sativus (radish), 1203 nucleotides. RefSeq names its product probable prolyl 4-hydroxylase 7. NCBI's taxonomy places the organism in Eukaryota, Viridiplantae, Streptophyta, Magnoliopsida, Brassicales, Brassicaceae. Gene Ontology annotation, cellular component: endoplasmic reticulum. The record is from RefSeq and is a predicted model, not a curated record. The coding region runs from base 84 to 1040 and encodes 318 amino acids. The transcript is spliced from 8 exons. Gene Ontology annotation, biological process: peptidyl-proline hydroxylation to 4-hydroxy-L-proline. Gene Ontology annotation, molecular function: L-ascorbic acid binding; iron ion binding; procollagen-proline 4-dioxygenase activity.
AAAUCGUUUACUAAUUAAAACGUCUGUCUGGUCUUCGCCACCAAAAAGUCUUCUCUUCUCGUUUCUUUUCUCAGUAGAGGAAAAUGGAUUCUCGAAAUCUUCUUCUCGCGUUAUCGCUGUCUCUUAUCCUGAUUUUCCCUCCAAUUUCGUCUGCUUCCAUCAGAUUCCUCCCUCGAUGGAGUAGUAAUAACAGAGAAGGGUCAGUGAUUAAGCAGAAGACAAGUGGUUCGUCUCUAGUUAUUGAUCCAAGUCGUGUCACUCAGCUCUCUUGGACUCCUAGGGUGUUUUUGUACAAGGGACUUCUUACUGAUGAGGAAUGUGAUCAUUUCAUCAAUUUGGCGAAAGGGAAGCUUGAGAAGUCAAUGGUUGCUGAUAAUGAUUCAGGUGAGAGCGUGGAAAGUGAAGUGCGCACUAGUUCUGGAAUGUUUCUUUCCAAAAGACAGGAUGAUGUAGUUGCUAAUGUCGAGGCAAAACUUGCCGCGUGGACCUUUCUUCCCGAGGAAAAUGGAGAAUCUAUGCAAAUAUUGCACUACGAGAAUGGUCAGAAAUAUGAACCGCAUUUUGACUACUUUCACGACCAAGUAAACCUACAGCUUGGUGGUCAUCGGAUCGCCACUGUACUGAUGUACUUGUCCAACGUCGAAAAGGGUGGAGAAACUGUGUUUCCCAUGUGGAAGGGCGCAACAGCUCAACCCAAAGACGAUAGCUGGACCCAAUGUGCCAAACAAGGUUAUGCAGUGAAACCGAGGAAAGGGGACGCAUUGCUAUUCUUCAAUCUCCAUCCAAAUGCAACCACAGAUCCGAGCAGCUUACAUGGAAGCUGUCCAGUGGUUGAGGGAGAGAAAUGGUCAGCAACCAGAUGGAUUCAUGUCAAGUCAUUCGAAAGACCUGUUUCCAGGACAACUGGGUGUGUGGACGAGAACGAGAGCUGCGAGAAAUGGGCAAAGGCAGGGGAAUGUCAGAAGAAUCCAACGUACAUGAUGGGUUCAGAAACAGACCAAGGUUACUGCAGAAAGAGCUGCAAAGCCUGCUCAUCUUAACAACAACCAAGUAAAAAAAUCAAAGGUCUUAUUAAAGGAUUGAAAAAUUUUAGUGUGUAGAGAAACCUUUUGGUCUAUAUAAGGAAAAAUGUUUGAACAAAUACUAAAAAAUGAAUAAUUCUGAUGCUAUGUUCUUAAUAAGCAGCUUCUUGUUUCAUGUUUA